AUGUGGUUUGUUUUGGUUUCGAUUUUUGUAACGCGUUUUUGCUACCACAACAAAAAAAUAACCCAAGACAACCAUAACAGACGAGUAACCAUGACCCAGGUUCAGUUAUCACCAUGCAAGAACUACAUUGGUCAGAUCCAGCCGUUGGAAGAUCUGAUUGCGUUGAAUAUAUUCCAAAAUCCACAUAAUACACUAUACCGCUCCUUUCAAGUGAUUGAGAUAAUACAGAGUAAAUUCGUCCCUAAUAACAUUCCUUCCUCGCUUGACAUAAGCUUCCAAUGGGAGUAUAACUACAAAGGGAAAGAUUGUGAAAAAUUGGCUGUUUUGGUCCGAAAUAUGGCUGCUUUAUUUUUUCUUGAUAUAAACAAAUAUGAGGCUUCACUGGUUUUGAUACGACAACCUCAAUAUGAAGGGAUCGAAUCAUUUCAAUGGCUACCACCAACUGACCACGAAAAGAAAACUGGCUAUGCAAAUAGUUCACAGAUAGUGUUAUUUUCAGAAUUGAACUUAUCCGCAAACAUAUAUUCAUUGGACUGUACAAGAAGGCUAUUUACUAUCGAUAAACCAAUAAAUGAUCGCAUUAUCUAUCGAAGGACUUCAAGUGGAAGCUUUUGGUGCAUGCUUGCUGACACCUUUGAGUACAAUGUUCCUCCAACAAUGUAUCAAUUUUCAAACUUGCGCCUGUUUAGCCUAUUGAUGAACUCAGCUAGACUCCAUAACUUUGUCUCCGAGGAGGUUCGUGUAGACUGGUCACCUAGUGGCAACUGGCUUCAAAUACUUGACCAGAACGAGGCAUUGUCAGGGCACAAUUUGAAGGUAUACGGAUCAAAUGGUACUAGUGGACCCAACUUUGCUAAACCGUUGGUGGAUAUUGAAUUUGAAAGUGAGGUUGAAGAGGAUGGUUUGGUGAGAAUUGCAAGGGGUGGAAUACACAAUUGUUGGUGUUCAAUCGAUAGCGAGGAAUUUAUACUUCUUGCGAGAUUGGUAGGAGACCAGUUGGAGCUUAAGGGAGUGUCCAUGAAGUUGUUGAAAGUGGUGCUACGAGCAACAAAGGAUUUAAAGGAGAUUGUUGCCCAGUCUAAUGUGCGUGAUGAUAGUAUUGAUGUGAUGAGAGUGCUACAGCUCCAUGAGCUCAUCUUUGUACAAUUGGGCAAGUUCAUGCUAUGUCUUUUUCACCGCACUGGCGAUGCUGAGUUGAAUUUUCUCACUGCUGUCGAGACACAACUGGAUAUAGUAGACAUCAUUGCCAACAAGAGCCGUUGGUUCAUCAUCACUAAGCAGCAAAUCCUACUCUACGAGAAGAGCUUGGUGAAGGCAUUGUUGUCGACAAAUAUUCCAAUAUAUUCCGCUUCACUACUUGACAAAGACACCAUUGUCGUGUUUAGUCGAGGACCAGAUGGCGAGUUUUGGAACUAUCUCAAUAUUGAGGAAUCAUCACAGAACAGUAAGGCUAGAGGCACUAGUUCCAAUCACCUGACGGAUGAAAUAACCGAUACAUUUGCUAUUCGCAAAAGGGCCAGAAUACAAUGA
Messenger RNA from Lodderomyces orthopsilosis Co 90-125, 1530 nucleotides. RefSeq lists its product as uncharacterized. The coding region runs from base 1 to 1530 and encodes 509 amino acids. The record is from RefSeq and is a predicted model, not a curated record. Lineage: Eukaryota; Fungi; Ascomycota; Pichiomycetes; Serinales; Debaryomycetaceae. The transcript has a single exon.